GUACAAAAUCUUUAUUUAUAAAUAUAUAGUCCUCACCUCCUCAAUAUCCACCCACCUCCUUCUCCAUAACUCUCUCUCUCUCUAUCUCCAAACACAACCAAAAGCUUUCAUCUCUCAAGAAACCAAAACAAAUGGCUAUAAUUAAAAAAACUUCAAAAGUCACACAAACAGCAAUGCUGAAGCAGAUUCUGAAGAGAUGCUCAAGCUUAGGGAAGAAGAACGGAGGAGGGUACGAUGAAGAUUGCCUUCCACUCGAUGUACCAAAGGGUCACUUCCCUGUCUAUGUCGGAGAGAACAGAAGCAGAUACAUUGUCCCAAUCUCCUUCUUGACUCAUCCUGAGUUCCAAUCUCUCUUACGACGAGCCGAGGAAGAAUUUGGGUUCGAUCACGACAUGGGUCUCACCAUUCCAUGUGAUGAACUCGCGUUUCAAACCCUAACCUCCAUGAUCCGAUGAUAUUUUAAGUUACAUCAUUUGAAGAAUAAGCAGAAGAAGAUGGUUAAAAAGAAGAAGAAAAAGCGCAUCUCUUCUCUUUUCUAAGUAAUUUUUUUUCCUCUAUUUUAAAACCCAUCUAGGGUUUUUUUUACGAGUUAAUUGAUUCGUCUAACAAGAGAGAGAAAAACCCAUAUGAGAUAUAGAUUCUAUGGGGUUAGAUCUGUAAAGAAAAGUUUGUAAUGUUUUCCUCACAGAUCUUGAUUCUGUGAGAGAAGUUAUUCAAUGCAAGAAAAAGUAUUCCUCCA
Molecule: messenger RNA, 739 nt
Organism: Camelina sativa (false flax)
Lineage: Eukaryota; Viridiplantae; Streptophyta; Magnoliopsida; Brassicales; Brassicaceae
Source: RefSeq, a predicted model, not a curated record